Molecule: messenger RNA, 6755 nt
Organism: Nycticebus coucang (slow loris)
Lineage: Eukaryota; Metazoa; Chordata; Mammalia; Primates; Lorisidae
Gene: B4GALT7
Product: beta-1,4-galactosyltransferase 7
Exons: 7
Coding region: 86-1231 (381 amino acids)
Biological process (GO): proteoglycan biosynthetic process; carbohydrate metabolic process
Molecular function (GO): xylosylprotein 4-beta-galactosyltransferase activity
Source: RefSeq, a predicted model, not a curated record
GGAGGCGGAGGCGCCGCGUAGGCCGGGGAGGCCGGGCUGGCGCGGCUGGGAGCUCAGGCCCCAUGCGCCGCCGCCUCCCCCCACGAUGUUCCCCUCGCGGAGGAAAGCGGCGCAGUUGCCCUGGGAGGACGGCAGGUGGGACAUUGCCCUUUGUCCAUCUCCCCAGUCUCUAUCCUAUACCCAGAAAGAGCCCAGAGAGCUAGGGAGAAUCUGGAGAGGUUGCAUCUUUCCUAGGCCACUUGCAAGACUGGGCUCUGCUCCUCCCCUGCAGAAACCACGACCCCAGGAUAGUAGGGGGUCCAAGUUGCUCCCCGGCGGCCUCCCCCGGAAAUGCUCCGUCUUCCACCUCUUCGUUGCCUGUCUCUUAUUGGGCUUCUUCUCCCUACUCUGGCUGCAGCUCAGCUGCUCUGGUGAUAUGGCCCAGGCAGCCAGGGGACAAGGGCAGGAAACCUCAGGGCCACCCCGGGCUUGCCCCCCAGAGCCACCGCCUGAGCACUGGGAAGAAGACGCGUCAUGGGGACCCCACCGCCUGGCAGUGCUGGUGCCCUUCCGUGAGCGCUUCGAGGAGCUGCUGGUGUUUGUGCCCCACAUGCACCACUUCCUGAGCAGGAAGAAGAUCCAGCACCACAUCUACGUGCUCAACCAGGUGGAUCAUUUCAGGUUCAACCGGGCGGCACUCAUCAACGUGGGCUUCCUGGAGAGCAACAACAGUACAGACUACAUUGCCAUGCACGAUGUGGAUCUGCUCCCUCUCAAUGAGGAGCUGGACUAUGGCUUCCCUGAGGCUGGGCCCUUUCAUGUGGCCUCCCCUGAGCUCCAUCCACUCUACCACUACAAGACCUACGUUGGCGGCAUCCUGUUGCUCUCUAAGCAGCACUACCAGCUGUGCAAUGGGAUGUCCAACCGUUUCUGGGGCUGGGGCCGCGAGGAUGAUGAGUUCUACCGGCGCAUUAAAGGAUCUGGGCUCCAGCUUUUCCGUCCCUCGGGAAUCACAACUGGAUACAAGACAUUUCGUCACCUGCAUGACCCAGCCUGGCGGAAGAGGGACCAGAAGCGCAUUGCAGCUCAAAAACAGGAACAAUUCAAGGUGGACCGGGAGGGCGGCCUGAGCACUGUGAAGUACCGUGUGGAUUCCCGCACCACUCUGUCUGUGGGCGGGGCCCCCUGCACUGUUCUCAACAUCAUGCUGGACUGUGACAAAGCAGCCACUCCCUGGUGCACAUUUGGCUGAGUUGGCUAGACAGUGAGGAAGCCUGUGCCUUCAGGCCACACUGCUGCUCAGGCUCAGAACAUAGCCUCCAGCCCCGGGCCCAGCUCCUAUGGGAUGUGGAGUGGCCAGAGCAAAAUAGUAAGCUAUGCAUUUGCAGCAGCCCAGCCCUAGAGGACCCAUGGGUUGCUUAGGACGCUGCUAGCAAUGAACAGUGAUCCAAUAGGCUGGGGAGUGAUUCCCAGGUGGGACGCUCCCCCUGCCUUCCCACUUGCCCUACUCUGCCUACAGAGAUCUGCGGGCAAUGGAGAGGUUUGGACAGGACAACCAACCAACCUCCUUUUUGUUCCUUCUCACUAGACCGCCUCAGAGAUGCAGUUUAGGAGCCCUGCAGCUGAUGUAGAUGGCAGAUGUGAUUGGGAGCAUUAGAAUUCCAGAAACCAGAGCACAAGUCCCAUGGAAGAAAGAUAGCCAGUCCCAAUUCUAGCUGGUUGUCACCAUGCAGGAAUCUGGGUCUUGUAUUGCCAGAUCUUCUGAUUUUGUGAAAGAAAGUAGGAUGCUGGAUUCUUAAGUGAAAUCUUCCGAUUUUCAACUCAAUGAAACUUUCAAAAAGUAUGGCAGGCCAAACAAAUGUGUUAUGGUCUACUGCUUUAUUACUCUUGGCAAAGAGUAAGGGGCAAGGGCAAAAGGUGAUACCUCUCUUAGUUACGAGCUGGCAAGGAGUUGUGGAAGGGGAAGCCAAAGGCAUUAGGUCUUGUACCCCUCAACUUCCCCAGGCUUCUGGCCAGCUUCCUUGGUGCCCCUCUGGGCCCGCUGACGACCUUCUGCUCCACCCUGGGCUGGGCACUACAUUCUGCCUCACUGAGAUAGAGGCAGGAAGGAGAGCUGCUGAAGAAAUGGAUCUGCAGGCCUGGACUUCGGGUAGACAGGAUGAGUAGGUGAUGCGUCCGGCUCAGUGGGGGUAGUGGUGGUUCUUUGUUCUGAGGUGCAAGGAUGAAGAUGGAAAAGCAGGAGAAUCCCUGAAUGUUCCCAAAGCAUGAGGGCAGGUUCCUGGUGAUCACUGGUUGCUGGGAGAGGUGAAGGAGGAGCAGCUGAAGGGAGCAUGGAAGUGCGGAGUACUCCUGGAAGAAUCACUCGGAGGAAAGCCCAGGACCCAUGGAGUGGGGAUGAGGGCCCUGCAAGGCAGACCAGUCCUUCAAGGUGUUUGGCUGCCAAUGAUUUGGAGUGGAAGUCAGAGGAAACUCUCUGGGUCAGUUAGGGUUGGCUGGUUUAGCAUUGCGUUUAGCACCUGUAGUGCUGGGGAAGGAAAGGAUUGUGGUCCUAGAGUGCACGAGGCCAGGAGCGACAGCUGUGGUCCAAAAGACUCCUCUGAAAGUGAGCUCAGGGCUGCUAUGUGCAGUUGUGUGGGUUGUGUACUGUAUAAUCUGUGUAUAAGCUGAGAGAUUUAAGCAGAGAUGAUGCAGGUAAUUCUUCAGGCUCACCCACUAUAAUGAGAGGUACACAGGCCUUGAUUACAUCGCAGGGUGCUGGGGAUGGGAGUGAUGUUUUCUGUGUCCCAGUCUCCUGGGUGACCCAGCUGCCUCAUCAUGGACUUACACAUAACACAGGGCAAUAACACCAGCUUCUUGAUGUUGGUGGGAGUGGAUGUAAUUUCAAAGUCCCCAGCUCUGUAAGCUCCUGGCACACAGGAAGACCUGAAAAAAAUGGGUGGUUCUUUCCUCUCCCGCUGCACUGGGGGAGUGGGACAAGCAGAAGAAAAGUGAAGAUCCCUUUACCUUACAGAGCUCAGCUGGUAGCUUAGCCUCAGGUGCAUGCUCCAUCCUGUGUCCCUGUGCUCCCCCUGGCCCCGCCUGGCCCCGCCCUGCCCAUCUCUGAGGCUGCACUGGAUGCUCUCCAGUCCAGGCCUGAUGCAGCCCAGAUCUGUGCCCCCACCCUCCAUCCUGGGCCUCUGCUGCUGUCCUGGAGAGAGAGAAGUGGGCAGCCCACUGCUUCCUCAGUGCCUCUGCCUCCCACCAUGGAAUAGAACUAACAUCCCCACCCGGCUGGCCACGGUGUAAAUCAAGGGAAGCCAGAAUAUAGGCACACCUAGCACAGUACUUGGCCAGUGUGGUGGGUGUGAUAAUAAUAACGAUCACUUGUUGAGCAUUCCCCACAUAGAAAAUUCUUUACAUUGCAUCAUUUCACUGAGGCCUCCCUUCCCAAGAACCAGGUCCUAUUUCCUAACCUGCUCUAUAGAUGAGGAGGCAACUCCCUGAGAGGUAAGUAGCUUGCUUCAGGCCACAGAGCAGGUAAAAGGUAGAGCUUGAUCAGAGCCAGAUCCCUUCCCUCUUGCACAGCCACUCCUCCAUCAAGCCUUCCUUCUUUCCCCAGCCAGAGAGGGCCAAUGGGGAGGGCCAGGAAGAAAAAGGGCCACAGGGAAGUUGCAAAGUAUUUGUCUCUUGAUUCCUCUUUCUUGAAGAAGACAGGGAUCUGGCUACUGGAGAGGUCAUUGGGGGCUGACAAACACUGACCAGGGCAUCAGUGGGACCCAGAGCACAACACUGAUGGAAGGAUGCAUGUAAUGUUUGAGAGAAGCUGCCCUAAGGAGACAAAGCCUUCCUGGUGGGGGAGAGUUUUCCAGUCAGAAUGGGAAGGGCUUCCAGAGGGACCAGCACAUGCAAAGGCAGAGAGAGCAUGUUGUGCUCAGGACUUGGGAGUUACUGUUCAGGGUGAUCCUGGCACCCUGGUACUGUGCAGGAGCAGUGGGCUGGGCAGCUGAGGGAAGGUUGGAAGGAAUCCUGAGAUCUGUGAAUGCCACUCUAAGCAACUGGUACUUUAUUCUAGUGAUGCAGGGUUUUUUGAGGGUUUUCAAGCAGGGGAAAAUUUUUGAGCUGGGUUAGAUCUGUUCUAGAAAGAUCCUUUUGGGGCAGGAUCUGGAGUGGACUGUAGGAUGGAAUCUUAGGAGAGGAGAGCCCAAAUGCGAGAUGAUAAAGCCAGAAUGGGGCAGCUAAGUGGGUAUGGCAGGACGGAGGUCUGCUAAGCCCCCAGAGUCUAUGGAGCCGUCAGCUUCCAGCCCUCCCUGGCCAGGAUGAGUGCUACACCGUUAGGCAGCAGGUUGGUGCCACUGCAGGCUGUUUCCCAAAUGGAUGUGACAUCUCAGCCCUUGUGCCUUGAGAACAUUUUUUUACAAAACAAAGGGAAAAGCAAUUUUCAUUUUCGGCAUCAACAUAUAAAGAUCUUGUAAGUCAUCAUUCCCAUCCUUACAAGAAAACCACCACACACCUGGCCUCCAUAAUAGGCCUACUCCCCAGGAAAAGAGACUAUCAAAGUCCAUCUCACCUAGGGGUUAAAAUAAAUACCCAACUCUGGCCACCUCUAGCCUUCAUAACUUACCUGGAGGUGAGGAUAAAGGUAAGACACCUGUGAAGGUCAUAAGCCAGGGACAGAGACCUGCUGAAAGACUGAGAUUUAAUUAUAACAUUAGAAAAUGGUUCCCCUAAAACUUACCACAUCAAGGCUCUAGUGUAACUGGUAGAUUACAGCUGAAAAAACUUCUAGGUGCAGACUGUAUUUAAGAGAGUCUUAGGAAAACCCAAAGACAACAGGGAGACAAAACUAAGGACUGUAGAGGAAUUUAAAGCCUCUGGCACUUAAAUUUGUAGUAAACGUUAAAACUAACCCAACUCCUAUACUGGGCGCUAUGGCUCACUGCUGUGAUCCUAGCACUGCAAAGCCAAGGUGGGUAGAUUGCUUGAGCUCAGGAGUUGGAGACCAGCCUGACCAAAAGGAAGACUCGUCUCUAAAAAAUAAAUAAAUAAAUAAAUAAAUAAAAUAAAACCAAACCCAACUCCUAAUCAGAUUAACAUCAAACCUUACACUAAGGGUCUGUUUAUAUCAGAUUUACCCAAUAAGUCAUGCAUUGCAAGGCAUGCUAAAAGGCAAGGAAAAACACAGAAGACAAAAAAACAAGCAUUCCUUCUCUGCCAGCAACGUUUUAAAUUUCUUUUUCCUUCUCAAGUUGAUUUCCCCCCAUUUUCCUGAUGCCUCAGAUAUAAGUGCCUGUCUUUUGAUAACAAAUUUUGGCAUCCUUGGUAGGCCCAUUGGUCCCCCAGUGGAGUGGCACCUAGCAAUUGCUGGAAGAGGCAGGGAGCAGCCCUCGGUCAAAAGCUGUGGGUCUUCCUGGGUCAGAGCAACUUCUUUGUGAGGUGAGAGAGCAAGGGACAACCUCAGCCGUUGCUGGAGCCUGUUUAACUCUGGGGACUCCCAUCUCUUUCUCCCUGAAAUAGAUGAACUCGCACAACUUGAACUGAGUUGAGGAGAAGGAAACAGAUUUGGAAAGUGUCUGGAUACCAGGCCUUUUGUUGGAUCUAGAAAGAUACAGUUUUAUGCUUCAUAUGGAACCAGAAAAGACCCAGAAUAGCUAAGCCAGCCUUAUGUAAUAAGAACAAAGCAGGAGGCAUCACUUUAUCAGACCUCAAGCUAUACUAUAAGGCUGUAGUAACCAAAACAGCAUGGUACUGGCACAAAAACAGAGACAUACUACUAUGGACCAGAACAGAGAACCCAGAAAUAAAAUCACUCUCAUAUUCCCAUCUGAUUUUUGACAAAACAAAUAAAAACAUACAUUGGGGAUAAUCUAUAUUCAAUAAAUGGUUCUGGAAAAACUGGAUUGCCACAUGUAAUAGACUAAAAUUGGAUCCACACCUCUCACCACUCUCAAAAAUUAACUCAUAAUGAAUAAAAGACUUAAGCCUAAGACAGCAAAUUACAAGAAUCCUAGAAAGAAAUGUUGGAAAAACUCUUAUAGAUAUCUGCCUAGGCAAAUUAUUCAUGAAGAAGACCCCAAAAGCAAUCAUAUCAGCAACAGAAAUAAAUAAAUGGGACCUCCUUAAAUUAAAAAGCUUCUUCACAGCUACGGGCACAAUCAAAAUAGCAAAUAGACAACCGAUAGAAUGGGAGAAAAUAUCUGCAUGCUAAUAUCUGACAAAAGACUGAUAACCAGACUCUACAAAGAACUCAAGCAAAUCAGUGAGAAACAACCUAACACCUUAAUUAAAAAGUAGGCAAAAGGCUGGGUGCACUGGCUCACGCCUGUAAUCUUAGCACUCUGGGAGGCUGAGGCGGGCGGAUUGCUUGAGCUCAGGAGUUUGAGACCAGCCUGAGCAAGAGUGAGACCCCGUGGCUACUGAAAAUAGAAAAACUAGCUGGGUUUUGUGGUGGGUGCCUGUAAUCCCACUACUUGGGAGGCUGAGGCAAGAGGAUUGUUUGAGCCCAAGAGUUGGAGGUUGCUGUGAGCUAUGAUGACACCACAACACUCUGAGACUCUGUCUUAAAAAAAAAAAAAAAAGAAAGAAAGGAAAAGAAAAUUAUAUGGAGAUACCUCGAAAACUUAAAGUAGACCUAACAUUUGAUUUGGCAAUCUCACUGCGGAGUAUACACCAAAAGGAAAAAAGAUCAUUUUAUUUAAAGGACCCCUGCAUGCAAAUGUACAGCAGCACAAUUCCCAAUUGCAAAGAUGUGGAAACAACCCAAAUGCCCACCCAUACAUGAAUGGUUUAAUAAAAUGUGG